GGGGCGGAGGCGGGACUCGGCGGCCGGCGCAUCACGCCCCGCGCUCGGGCUGAGGAGAACGCUCAGGUGUCCCGCUCUUCUGAGCCUGUCACAGGGCGCGACCAGCGAACAUGCGCACUAGGAGCGCACCUGGGACGCUCCCUCCAGGCGAGGCGGGGUCAGCGAGCAGACGCAUUCGGGUUGUCACGGCAACAGCGAGCGGCCCAGGGAGCUGCCAGAGAUUCAGCGGCAGUUGAGCCCUCGGGCCGAGGGAGCCUGGGUGCAUUUCCGGACCCUGUGCUGUCCGCCGCGUAGAGCAGCGACGGUGCUGAAGGAAGGCAGAGCCCGCUCUGCCCCGUACGCGGGGUCACCUUCACAGCGGGAAGCCUGGGUCCCAGGCGCUAAAGAAGGAAAGAACCUGACGUGAAAGAAUCUGUUACGCAUCGCCACAGCUUUUCCUGAUUCAGCAUGUUAAAAAAUAAGGAUCAUUCAGCUAAAAAAGAUAACUUAGCAAUCACUGCAGUUGCCUUGCAAGAUCACAUUUUACACGAUCUUCAACUUGGACAUCUCUCAGUAGCAGAUUAUUCCAAGACAAAUGUGCAAAAGAAAGACAGCAGGUCAAAAUGUCUCAACAGAAAAGUGAGGGCAGUAAUAGACACUGGACUCAAAAAAGCUACAGAAAGACCCAGAGUGGACGAUCCAGAGGAGGAGUAUGUUCUUGACCCCAUUCCACCACCACCGACUUUAGCCCAGAAGCUGGGCCUCUUGGCUCCUCCCCCGCUGCCUCUGUCCUCAGAUGAAUGGGAGAGAGUGAAGCAGAGAUCCAUCCUGCACAGGGACUCCAUGCAGCCAUGCCCAAUAUGCAAAGAAGAAUUUGAACUUCGUCCCCAGGUGCUGCUUUCCUGCUCACACGUAUUCCACAAGGCAUGCCUUCAAGCUUUUGAAAAGUUCACAAAUAAAAAAACCUGUCCUCUCUGUAGAAAGAACCAGUAUCAAACCAGAGUGAUACACGACGGGGCUCGCCUGUUCAGAGUGAAGUGUGCCACCAGAAUCCAAGCCUGCUGGAGAGGGUACAUCGUUAGAAAGUGGUACCAAAACCUGAGGAAAGCAGUCCCUCCCACAAAUGCCAAAUUAAGGAGGAAGUUCUUCGAGGAAAAGUUCACAGAAAUCAGUCACCGCAUCCUGUGUUCCUACGACACCAACAUAGAUGAGCUCUUCUCAGAAAUUGACCUCUGCUUGGCUGUAAAUCGCAGCAUCCUUCAGCAGUUGGACGACAAGUGUGGUGGUGAGAUCACGGAAGAAGACUGGGAGAAAAUUCAAGUGCAGGCUGCUCACCGUGAAAUCUAUGAGUGUUCCAUCUGCCUGACCCCGCUCUCCCUCCAUGGUGACUGCCGGCAAGCAGCUAGAGGGACCAGCGGCCAGCGACCCCGAGAGACAGUCGUCCUGUCCUGUGCACACCUAUUCCACCAUACCUGCCUCCUGGCUUUAGAAGAGUUCUCCUUGGGAGACAAUUCCCCUUUCCACGCCUGUCCUCUCUGCCGCUCCUGCUACAAGAAGAAAAUUCUGGAAUGUUAAUUCAUGUUCAGGAAGUUAUGUAAUUCUGAAACAAGAGCAAGAAAGGGGGUGGGGCUACCUUGGUUUUGGGUAUGAGCUGUGGGAGUUUUGGGUUUAGUACACUAAAGCCUGUUCUCUAGGGACAUGGCUCUUGACGAUUAUAGAGAGGAAACCUAACAGCCCAUCUAUUCUAUAAAAAACAGUUCGUACAUUUUUUAAUCAGUGGAAAUGAGGAAUGCUGUUACUUAAAAUGUAGCUACUGUCUGACCAACAACCAGGACACUGAAACACUGUAAUUUCCAGAGUUAACAGUCUUACAACAUCCACUGCUCCCAACACUUGUGUAAGAAUCACUUUAUUUUUAUGUAACAGAUUAUUAUUGGAGUUAAACACUGUCAACAUGUAAACUAAAAAAAAUCACUCAGAGACAUUCAACACCAGAACAUGAGAUCAGUUGCUAAUGAUAGAGUGGUAUAGGCUGCUGCAGUCCAUACGUGAGCCCACUGAAGACUCCCUGGAGCCCACCUCCAGGCGAGAAUCCACAGACACCCAAGUCCCUGAUAUAAAGUGCCACAGUGUUUGCCUAUGACCUGUGCACAUCUUUCCAUAUGCUGUGAAUCACCUCUGAAUUAUACCUAGCAUUAAGUACUAUGUGAACAGCUGCUGCACAGAAAUCAUCUGCACAUGGUCAGCACAGAUAGGAUUUUUUUUAACAUUUUACCUCACAGGUUGGAGGUUGUACACAGCACUAAUAUGCUGGGCUGGGUACAUACAGUAGCCAAUAAGCAGCAUUGGUCAGGUGGCCCCAGCCACUGGAGCAGAUAAAGACCCAUCCAACACUGCUAAGCACUGAGGUGAGCAAGGCUGGGGCAUCUAUCCUGCAGACUCGUGGGCUCUCUGGCUCUUUCUCUCUCGGGGCUUUAGGUCUCCUUCAUCCUAGCCUCCCUAAGGCAGUUGGCUCACCUUAGGGAAGAACGUGUGUGAGGGAUGUGCUGGGAGGCAUUUCCCAUGUGAAGUAGCAGCCCAGCCUGAACACAAGGCAGUAGACAAGCAGGUAUCAAGCAGGGACACACACACAGGUUCAGAGCUACCCUCUAUACAGUGUAAGAAGACUAUAUUUCUAUUUAUUUUAUCCUUUUAUUCUCUGAUCAAUUUAUGGUUUAUAUGUAUAAAAUAAUCCAAAUUAAUAUACAUGUGUGAAGGUAUACUUAAAAUUUUCUUAACGAUGUAUAUACCAUUACAACAUCUGGACACUAACUUGGAGAACACUUAGACAAGUAGCAGAGGCAGAGCCACACUCUGGAGCCCCACUUUUCCAUUCAGAGGCCCCAAGUGGCAGAGCUGUCUCCAAUCUAAUGGACAGAACACAGGCACACAGCAAAGGCUCAGGUAGUCUGACUGCCCUGCCGCGCCCGCCGUGCCUACAGAGGGAAGCCAUGCCGAAGAUGCGUCCUCACUGCUGUCCCUGAAACCUGUGUUUUCACAGUAGCCCUUCUCUUGAGGCCGACAGAAUCCAUUUCUGUUCUUUGCCAUCACACUGCUAAUAGAGGAAUAAUCCUCAGGAUAAAGUCUGCAUUGGGCAUGGAUUUCAUUGGGGUCCUGAGGGCAGUGAAAAUCCCACGAGUAUUAAGAGCAAAGCCUCAGGCGGCUUGUGACAGUCAGACAAACCAGGUAACCUCCUUAUGAAAAAGUGACCUUCCUGAAUAGACAAAAAUAGGACAGAAGGCCUCCAGGGAACCAUGCACAGGGCAAACCUUCACCAUUUCACCACAGCCUCAGUCUGCCAUGUAGAAAUUAGAGAAUUGGUUGGGAAGCCAUAAGUUGGUGAGAAGGUUCCAAGGCCAUGGGGUACCACAUCCCAAGCUCUCACUGUGGCUUCCUCAGAGCAGUCCUGUGAAUUGAUCUCUUCCUUAGCUUGGUAGGUAUCUCAGUGUUACCUUGCAAGACAAAGCCAGUUUUGCCUUCUCCUCAUGCAUACCCUGAUUGUUACUUUAGGAGCCUAGCAUGCCCUGGAAUGUAGGCAAUUGUAAAGCCACUACCAAAUCCAGGGAAAGAAUACUGGUAGGGCCAGAGGCAUUUAUAAUAAUUCAUGUCACCAUCUGCAAGGAGGAUGUAACUCCUAAAUCUUCAUGAAGCAAGUAACUGUAAAGUGCUUGAAUCAAAAGAGGAUGAUGAAUUAUUAGGAAAAAUGAACAGAACAAAGGAGAACUCAACUUUUUUGUUAAGCCAUGAACAUAAGAAAACAGAACAUCUAGGUUACAAUUCAUUGUAUGUAUAUUCCACAGUAUGUCCUGUUUAUGGACACCUGGGCUGCUUACAGGCUUUAAUUAUUAUGAUGCUAUGAACAUUUGUAUUAAAAAAUCCAGAGGGCUGGGGCUGGAGAGAUGGCUCAGAGAUUAACAACACUGGUUGAUUCGAACACGGGUUCGAAUCCCAGCACCCACAUGGCAGCUAACAACUGUCUGUAACUCC
Messenger RNA from Nannospalax galili (Upper Galilee mountains blind mole rat), 4005 nucleotides. It is a transcript of the gene Rnf32, whose product is annotated as ring finger protein 32. NCBI's taxonomy places the organism in Eukaryota, Metazoa, Chordata, Mammalia, Rodentia, Spalacidae. Gene Ontology annotation, molecular function: protein binding. The coding region runs from base 448 to 1554 and encodes 368 amino acids. The transcript is spliced from 9 exons. The record is from RefSeq and is a predicted model, not a curated record.